AUGCACCGGCUUUUCUGUAACACCGCUGAAAGCUCGUUAGCCAUUGCUGCUAGGCUUUGUGGAGCUUGCAGUCCGCAGGCAAGAUGUGUGCAGACAGCGACCGCAACAAAACCAGAAAAGAUAGAAGUAUUUAUCAACGACCAGAAAGUGAUGGUGGACCCGGGGAUGACUAUACUGCAGGCGUGUUCAACGGUUGGAAUUGAUAUACCUCGUUUUUGUUAUCAUGACAGACUCUCGAUAGCUGGAAAUUGCAGAAUGUGUCUUGUAGAAGUGGAAAAGUCCUUCAAACCAGUCGCUUCCUGCGCUAUGCCCGUUAUGAAGGGAAUGAAGAUAAAAACGCAUUCUGAUUUUGCAAAGAAAGCACGUGAAGGAGUGAUGGAGUUUUUACUUGUUAAUCAUCCUCUUGACUGCCCUAUCUGCGACCAAGGAGGGGAAUGUGAUUUACAGGACCAGUCAUUGAUGUACGGCUCUGACCGUGGUCGUCUUCAAAUAUUGCUUGAUGGCAAAAGGUCAGUUGAAGAUAAAAAUAUUGGUCCUGUGGUUAAGACAGUUAUGACCCGUUGUAUUCAAUGCACUCGCUGCAUUCGAUUUGCUAACGAAAUUGCAGGGGUUGCAGAUCUUGGUUCAACAGGCCGUGGAGUCGAUAUGCAGAUUGGCACUUAUGUUGAAAAGCUCCUUGCUUCUGAGCUUUCCGGCAACGUUAUCGAUGUUUGUCCAGUCGGUGCUUUAACAAAUAAACAGUACAGCUUCGUUGCUCGGCCAUGGGAAACUCGCAAAACUGAAAGCGUCGAUGUUAUGGAUGCCACUGGGUCAAACAUCGUUAUCACCCACCGUACGGGAGAAAUAUUUCGCAUCUUGCCGCGUUUGAAUGAGGGAAUAAAUGAGGAAUGGAUUGGAGAUAAAACUCGUUUCAUUGUUGAUGGCUUGAAACGGCAGCGCAUAAUGAUGCCAAUGUUGAAAGAUAAUAAAGGAGUUUUACAGCCCUGCUCUUGGGAAGUAGCACUGUUUGCUGUUGCUUCGAAACUGAAGGAAACUGAUGGUAAUCAGAUUGGUGCUGUAGCUGGUUCACUGUGCGAUAUUGAAGGAUUAGUUGCUUUGAAAGAUCUCUUGAACCGAUUUGAUUCUGAAAACGUUUGCACAGAAGAAUCAUUCUCGAAGACCAAUGGAGGGUCCGAUUUGCGUUCAAACUACACUUUGUCAGACGGUUUCAUCUCUGUAGAGGAUGCUGAUGCGUUACUCCUAAUCGGCACAAACCCGCGUUAUGAGGCUCCUGUCUUUAAUGCCCGUAUUCGUAAAACUUUUCUUCACAAGGAUAUCGAAAUAGCGGUGAUUGGUAGCAAGGUAGAUCUAACUUAUGAUUAUGAAUACUUUGGCGAAUCAGCUAAGGCACUAGACGACAUAUUGAACGGUAGUUCUGAGUUUGCUAAACGUUUCCGUUCAUCAAAGCAUCCGAUGAUAGUUGUUGGUGCUGCCGUCUUAGAUGGCAAAAACGGUGGUGCUGUUUUGGCCAAACUGCAUCAGAUUGUUGCUAAACUUCGAAAUGCUGAUAAAAAUCUGAAGAUUUUGAAUGUACUGCAGAGACGUGCAUCACAGGUGGGGGCUUUAGAUGUCGGGUACAAGGGUGGUGUUGACUGUUUGCGUGACGGAAAGAAAAUAAAGUUUUUGUAUAACUUUGGGGCGGACGAGGGGAUUAUCAAAAGGAAAGAUUUAUCAGAUAAUGCUUUUAUUGUGUACCAAGGCCAUCACGGGGAUGUUGGCGCAGCAGAGGCUGACGUUGUAUUACCGGGGUGUGCUUACACCGAAAAAGAAGCCAUCUACGUCAAUACGGAAGGCAGACCACAGAAGGCUUAUCCUGCUGUGCCACCUCCGGGUGAUGCAAGAAUUGAUUGGAAAAUAUUUCGCGCAGUUAGUGAAGUCGCUGGUAAAAAACUUCCAUAUGACGACUUAAAAAGCUUGCGUCUUAGGAUUGAAGAAGUUGCUCCGCACUUGCUAAGAUAUAACAGUAUUCAACGCUCUUCCUUUGGGACACAGGCGUCUGCUCUUUCAGAGGUUGGUAAUGUUGAUGUCCCAGUUAAGCCCUCUCAGCAAGAAUUAGCAGACUAUUAUUUGACCAAUUCAGUAUCUCGCGCUUCUCCUACCAUGGCGGAAUGUGUUAAAGCAGCGAAAAAGCAUAAGGAGAGUUUAAUUGCUGAUGCAUCUUAA
This is a messenger RNA of Enterobius vermicularis (human pinworm), 2202 nucleotides long. The record is from the annotation of a GenBank genome assembly. NCBI's taxonomy places the organism in Eukaryota, Metazoa, Nematoda, Chromadorea, Rhabditida, Oxyuridae.